GUCGCCCGAAGCCACUUCUCUCUCUCUCUCUCUCUCCACUGUAAGAAGAACACGAACAUGCUUCUUCUGCCCCCAUCCAUACCCACUCGCUUCCCAUCAUUUCACCUGAGUCAUCCGAUUCUCCGCCACCACCACAUCUUCCAAGCACCAACUUUCGCCGCCACAACCACCGCCGUCGCCACCACCUCUAUCUCCUCCAAACAACCAAACGCGGACAACGGAGACGACCUCGCUUCCUUCCAUAACCGCCGUUACGACUUCACUCCACUCCUCCAAUUCCUCUCCACCCACGACGCCACCGCCACCUCUACCUCCGGUUCUGACUCAGCUUCGCCGACCUCACUCGACCCCUCCGAGCUCCGACUGGCCGAGUCUUACCGAGCCGUCCCAGCUCCUCUCUGGCACUCCCUCCUCAAAUCUCUCGCUUCUUCUUCGUCCUCAAUCCCAACCGCCUACUCGCUCGUCACAUGGCUUCAGAAGCACAACCUCUGCUUCUCGUACGAAUUGCUUUAUUCCAUUCUCAUUCACGCGCUGGGACGCUCCGAGAAGCUCUACGAAGCGUUCUUGUUUUCGCAGCGACAAACCCUAACCCCUUUGACUUACAAUGCCUUGAUUGGGGCUUGUGCCUGCAACGACGACCUCGAAAAGGCUUUGAAUUUGAUGUCUCGGAUGCGUAGCGACGGGUACCAAUCGGAUUUCAUAAAUUACAGCUUAAUUAUUCAGUCUCUUAUUCGUAAUAACAAGAUUGAUUCGCCCAUUUUACAGAAACUUUAUGCAGAAAUUGAAGCUGAUAAGAUUGAGCUUGAUGGGCAGUUAUUGAAUGAUUUAAUUUUGGGGUUUGCAAAGGCUGGUGAUGCAAAUAGGGCUAUGUCCUUCCUAGCUUUGAUUCAGGGUAAUGGGUUGAGUCCUAAAACUGCAACUUUGGUUGCAAUUGUAUCUGCAUUGGGGAAUUUGGGUAGGACAGAGGAGGCAGAGGCUGUUUUUGAGGAGUUGAAAGAAGUUGGAUUGAAGCCGAGAACAAGGGCUUAUAAUGCUCUUCUUAAGGGGUAUGUAAAGACAGGGUCUUUAAGAAAUGCAGAGUGGGUUGUGUCCCAAAUGGAGAGGAAUGGGGUAUCUCCAGAUGAGCAUACAUAUAGUCUUCUUAUUGAUGCUUAUGCAAAUGCAGGUCGGUGGGAAAGUGCGAGAAUUGUGAUAAAGGAGAUGGAAGCCAACAAUGUACAGCCAAAUUCAUAUGUUUUUAGUAGGAUUUUAGCAAGUUAUCGCGAUAGAGGAGAGUGGCAAAGAUCAUUUCAAGUUCUCAAAGAAAUGAAGAAUAGUGGGGUGAGACCAGAUAGACAUUUUUACAAUGUCAUGAUUGAUACAUUUGGGAAGUAUAAUUGUCUUGAUCAUGCUAUGACUACGUUUGAACGGAUGAUAUCAGAGGGGAUUCAGCCCGAUGAGGUUACAUGGAAUACGCUUAUAGAUUGUCACUGCAAGUUGGGUCACCAUAAGAAAGCAGAGGAGCUUUUUGAUUCAAUGCAGGAAAGUGGGUGCUUGCCUUCCACAACAACAUAUAAUAUCAUGAUCAAUUCUUUUGGAGAGCAGGAGAGGUGGGAAGAGGUGAAGAACUUGUUGGGGAAGAUGCGUAGUCAGGGUUUACUGCCUAAUGUUGUUACGUACACCACACUUGUUGAUAUCUAUGGGCAAUCAGGGAGAUUUAAUGAUGCAAUCGAGUGCUUGGAGAUCAUGAAGUCUUCGGGGUUAAAUCCUUCUUCAACAAUGUACAAUGCCUUAAUCAAUGCAUAUGCACAAAGGGGUUUGUCUGAGCAAGCAGUAAAUGCAUUUAGGGUCAUGAGAGCAGAUGGUCUAAAGCCCAGUAUUUUGGCACUCAAUUCAUUGAUUAAUGCAUUUGGUGAGGAUAGGAGGGAUGCUGAAGCCUUUUCUGUCUUACAGUACAUGAAGGAAACUGGCUUGAAGCCAGAUGUGGUUAGCUAUACCACACUUAUGAAAGCUCUAAUUCGUGUGGAGAAGUAUGAUAAGGUUCCAGCUGUCUAUGAAGAAAUGGUCAUGUCUGGGUGCACCCCAGACAGGAAAGCUAGGUCAAUGUUGCGGUCUGCUCUGAGAUACAUGAAGCAGACACUGAAGUUAUAGUUGACAGUACGAGUCAUUGAGCCUGGGCAAAGUAUUGGACUAAGUACCAUGCUUGAGCUAGUUAAUUACAGAUUUGAGGGUUCAUGGCAUGUCAUUCUCCUUCAACUAUGGGAUACAGUCAACUGCAAGUGCAUUGAUGUUAAGUGUUUCAGAGUGAAGAUGGAGACCACAUCCAAAGGAUAAAAAAGCAUUGACGUCGCUCUUAUCCUCAUCCUCUUCUUUCCUCUCUCUUUCGUGCUCUAGCAAUAUAUGUAACCCAAUUUCAUCACACAUGCCAGCUGAAGUACCAUAAUGUAUCUGUACUUAUAUAUUUUUUUGCACAAAUCAUAUUUUUCUUGUAAUCUUGCAUAGGAGUUCAUCAACAAACUGACCUGACCUGACUUCACUAAUUGUUUAGUAAUCACAAUAAGCAUUGUAACAGGGAGUCAGGGAGGUUACAUGUAAAACUGGUGGCAUUUUAUGUUCUGGUGUACAGCCUACAAUAAGAUGUGUUCUAUUUCAUUGAUCA
Messenger RNA from Cornus florida, 2638 nucleotides. RefSeq names its product pentatricopeptide repeat-containing protein At5g42310, chloroplastic. Gene Ontology annotation, molecular function: protein binding. The transcript has 5 exons. NCBI's taxonomy places the organism in Eukaryota, Viridiplantae, Streptophyta, Magnoliopsida, Cornales, Cornaceae. The record is from RefSeq and is a predicted model, not a curated record. The coding region runs from base 58 to 2130 and encodes 690 amino acids.